UGCAAGACUAUCUAGAUCCCUCUAAAUAAAUCAUAUAAAUAUAGUUUUUUUGGGUUAUUUUGUUUGUUUAUUUUGUUUAUUUUUUUAUUUUUACAAAAAAACACGACAAAUAAUAUAAUAAAUAAUCUGUGUGCGUACGUGCAAUUGUCAAUGUUUUCUCCAUCCAUUAAAACCACAACUGUUAGAAAUCAACCUGGUGAAUCAACUUGAAAGAGUGUGUGUGUGAUUAAUAACACAAACAUUUACUGUAGGCUGCUGUAUCAACGUGAAUUGAAUAGUCUACCCUUUCACUGCUGAUAUCAGGCCCACUGUACCUGAGGCCUCGAAGCAUGAAAGCCCAGAAAUGCAAAUCGAGCACCCCAGAACCCCAGCCCAUGAGUUCUAAAGCCUUAAAGAGGGAUGAGACAAUCUGUGCCCCCCAGAUCUCCAAUGGUGGUCCUCUCUGCACUCUCUCUGUUAACAGACAUAUCUCCAUUUCCACCCCUGCUAAGGGAAAGGGCUUUGGGAUGACGGUCCCAGAUGGGGCUGUCACAAAGGACACACUCUCCCAGGUUCAAGCAGAGGACCAUUGCUUCAUGUACGGAGGGAUGAGAAAAGGAAGGGGUAAUGGAAAAGAGACAGGGAUGACAAGUAACACAGUGUGUGUUGCUGAGAUAUGAAGGGAUAUGGGAGUUUGUGUGCAAGGGCAUUUAAUUGGUUUUACAUGCUUCAGUGGUGGGAAUGUGAUCAUCUCCUAUCUCAUUGUUAAAUCUUAGCUUUGUGUCGGCUGCAGGCCAGCUUAAGAAUGGGGAUGUUUGCCAGCUAUAUCCCAGCCCCUCCGAGGAAUUAGCUGUAAAGCUGCAGUUAUUUUCCCCCUGCCCCAUGGCAUUUUUUUUUUUUUUACAUUUGCAUGAAAUUAGUUAUUAAAUUGCUAAAUCUUCUCUUCGUCCCAUGACAAAAUAUGUAGAAUUGCAGCAAACUUGCUUUCCAAACCCCUUGGCAAAAUGUGUGGAAUUGCAGGAAAUUAGCUCUCUCCACUGUCAAGAGGGGGCCCGCUAAAAGGUUUUGCUCCCAACAAUUUCACGUAGGGCCCCCAAAAGUCUAGGGCUAGCUCUGACUGCAUGUGUGUGUGGGUAUGGAUGUUGGUAGUCAGCCCCGUGAGCCACUGCAGCCCCUCAUGAUGAGUUGCUCAUACCUGCUCUAUAGGAAGUGAACGUACCCACCAUUUUGGAAACACUGAAUCAGAUUUCUAGUGUAUGAGAAUUGGGUUUCUGUUUUGAUUACUUACUUCCAUCUGAAGAUGGAGAGGAUUGUGGGAGCCAGAGGCUGACAACGAGGAAGAGCAGCUCGAAAAUGAAGAGCACUUUAGACAAUCGGCAGGAAGAGGGACACUCCGUGGCUGGAAAAAGGUCAUCGGAAGAUUCAUCCAGUGACAGCGAUGAGGAUGAGUUUGAGCAGCUGGAUCUGGAGAGGAAGUCACAGCAACACAACUUGACCUCUGUCAAUGUUCGCACCAUCCUCCAUGUGAAUUACCUGGAGUCUCAAUCCGGAGGUGAUAACCAACGAGCAUGUAGUGGCCAUGACGAAAGCAGCCAUCCAGGAGAUGCAGGACCUAGCCCUAUUUAGCAUCCCCACCUGGAAUAUUUCUCCUAUCAAAAGGGCCCUUGAAGUGAAGCCCCCCCAGUUUGUAGACAUCCCUCUGGAAGAGAAGGACGACUCCUCUGAUGAAGAGUACUGUCUUGAUAAGGAGGAUGAGACUGCAGAGGAGGUGAGGAAGAGCUUCAUCUCUGCUCCGUUAGUCAAUAAAUUCUGUUCAAUCAGUCAAAAACCUGUGACAUUGUCGUUUUGGAGCAACGUGGACAUCACAGGCUCAUCGCCAUGCUGUGCCCGAGGGGCACGGCCCAGGACCCCUGGACACUCUGAGUGUGAAGAGGACAGAUUUGACAGUCCCAGACAGAAGCCAAGGCAGCCCAGACAUCUGAGGGUGGAGACUGUUCCUAUGGGGCCCCCGUCCUCCACUGGCCCUGCCCGGCCCCUCAGGGCCCAAGUCUGCACCUUCCUGGAGAAGCUUUACGCAGUGGAGGAAGAGCUGGAACUCAGCCCCAUAUGCACCGAAACCUUCCAGUUCCAGGAUGAUGAGCUAAUAGUGAAUGGGCAGGAUGACGAUGGGCACGAAGAAGAUGAAGAGAGGGAGGAAGCUGCUCCACCCCUGAGCGCUCCUUAAUUCAACGUUCCACAAGCCAUUCGUUAUGAUUCUACCCUGACCCUUUCCCUAUUUCUCUCGGGAAAGAAAGGUCUUUCAAAAAGUGUACCGCCAACCCAGUUUCAGGAGCCACUGGCUAACAUGCUGACAGAGGCAGCAUACUGUGAGGGAGCAGAUGGGGGUUCUGCAGCAGCGGAGAGCUCUCCAGAAGACUCCUGGCCGUUCCACCCCCGUCGUCACAGUAUCACCCCCCAUGGUGCUGCCCCGCGCUCGACCACGCCCAGAAACUCCAGCUGUGGAAGCAAGUCCAACAGCACAUACAGCUGCUGACCCAGGUGAACCGCUGUGCAGACCUGUGGAGGCCCUGCACCACAAGGCCCACACCACCAAACAAUACCUGGUGAGUUACUGAGGCUCGCACUAUCUAUAUAUGCCCUUCUCAAGUCCUAGUCUCUGUGUGCCUUCCACCCAGGAGAAGCUCCAGGCGUUUACCCAGCAUGAGGAGGCGAUCAGGUCAGUCCGGGACCCAGGCUUAAGCAGCAUUUUCAGGGCCUGAAACCUCCAGGGGGCACUGUCUCUGGUCCAGGAGCAGGAGAGCUCUGUCUCGCCAUCCGC
Oncorhynchus masou masou (cherry salmon) is the source of this 2797-nucleotide messenger RNA. RefSeq names its product GON-4-like protein. Gene Ontology annotation, biological process: regulation of DNA-templated transcription. The record is from RefSeq and is a predicted model, not a curated record. The transcript has 9 exons. Bases 1559 to 2203 code for a protein of 214 amino acids. Gene Ontology annotation, molecular function: transcription coregulator activity. NCBI's taxonomy places the organism in Eukaryota, Metazoa, Chordata, Actinopteri, Salmoniformes, Salmonidae. Gene Ontology annotation, cellular component: nucleus.